UCAGUGUUGCCAGAGCUCUGUAGGAACUCUGUUCACUCUAGUCUCAGCCUCACCACUGGCUCUUCACAGGAUUCUGAACCAAAUUACAUCUCUGAAGGGAAUAAUGGGUGCCACAUACUGCACCCUGGAUGAUAUCCUGGAGGAGGACAUGCAUCAUUGGUACACCAAAUUCAUGAAGGAGUCCCCUUCAGGACUCAUAACGCUCUUUGAGCUCAAGACAAUGCUUGACAUGAACGGUAUGACAGAGGACGCCAGCAGCUAUGUUGACCAGGUCUUCUUCACCUUUGACAUGGAUGGGGAUGGCUAUAUAGACUUUGUGGAAUACAUCGCAGCAAUUAGUUUAUUACUGAAAGGAGAAAUCAACCAGAAACUAAAGUGGUACUUCAAGCUCUUUGAUCAAGAUGGAAAUGGGAAAAUUGACAAGGAUGAAUUAGAAACCAUAUUCAAGGCUAUUCAAGAUAUCACCAGAAGUUACGAGGUCCCUCCAGAGGAGAUUGUAACUCUUAUAUAUGAGAAGAUUGAUGUCAACGGAGAAGGUGAGCUGACUCUGGAAGAGUUCAUCAGUGGAGCCCACGAUCAUCCAGACAUCAUGGACAUGCUCGCCAAGAUGAUGGAUCUUACCAACGUCUUGGAAAUUAUUCUUAACGGUCAACAGAAGAGAGCUAUAAACUGAACGUGAAGUCAACAAGCUGGAUUGUGUGGAAAAUUGUGAUUGCGCUAUUCGAAGGAUUUUUGGAAUGCAGCAGUGUUUAGGAAAGAAUGUACUGUACAUACUUGAUCGGUAAAGAGCAAAGUCCCAUCUCAAAUUGCAUUGAACUGAAAGACUGACUGAGCAGUACCACACAGAUAUGAUGUCAUUGAGUGAGGAAAACAGCAAACCUGUCCUCUCCCCUCUGCUUGUGCUCUUACAUAUCUUGAACGAUGGCCCUCCAGUUUUGUUAAUUUUAAAACAUUUUAACAAGCUGCGUGUUUCGAAAAGUCUCUCAAUGAAGGAGGACACAUCUACUUUCAGGUUCCCAUCGUGGCUUGUGUAGAUGAUGCAAAGGGUGGUGAAUGAAUCACUUUCAUUGACUCUUGGUUUACAGAACUGUCGGGCACAAGAAGACAACUGCCAAAACCUAAGCUAAUUUUGUUACACACUUCCUUAGAGAAAAAACUCCCUAUGCCAGACAUAAUUACACAUUUGGACGAUAACAUCUUAACACUAUACUUUAGGUUAACAUUUAAAUCUCUUUCCCUGAGACUGUUUGUUCUUGUUGGUUUUGUGUUGUUGUGAAAUGUGAAAUGUGCAUAAAACUACACUGUUGCUUGUAUAUGAAGUAGAUGGUACCUGACUAUCCAUGUAUUUUACUGCAUGUACAAAUAUUUAACAUGAAAUGUAUUGCUUUUCUAUAUUUGACAAUUAUUUUACUUUCAAUGUUGCCUUUAAAUCCCAAAAAUGUUUUGUUGAAGACAGUUUUUUCACUCAAUUAAGAUACAGGUGUACACAAUAUCAGAUUUAUAUAACAUGUUAAGGCAAAAACGUUUAUGAUAGCGAUACAUUUUGAAGAAAGAAAAUAAUUAAAAUAAUAAUGAUUUCCUUCAAAUUCCUCUUUAACUUAGUUUAGUGUUUUGUCUGUUUUUUGGCAAAUGUAUACCCUCAUACUGUAUGUACUGUAUGUGGGCACUUGGGAGAGGGAGACAAAGUAUAAAAAACCAAAAGCACUGGAUUACACUACAUGUUAUAAUGUGUAUUAUAUACAUGCUAUUAAUAUUGUUUUUUCAAAACAGGUAAUAAGUCUGUCUGCCCAUCUAUGUUGCUAUGUUAACUCAACGGUCGAUAUAGUAAUACUACGAAGCGGCUAUUAUCAUAAAGCAGUGUCUUUUUGUGACAAUAAAUGGUAUUUUUUCUGUU
This is a messenger RNA of Eleginops maclovinus (Patagonian blennie), 1894 nucleotides long. It is a transcript of the gene guca1c, whose product is annotated as guanylate cyclase activator 1C. The transcript is spliced from 4 exons. NCBI's taxonomy places the organism in Eukaryota, Metazoa, Chordata, Actinopteri, Perciformes, Eleginopidae. The record is from RefSeq and is a predicted model, not a curated record. Gene Ontology annotation, molecular function: calcium ion binding; calcium sensitive guanylate cyclase activator activity. The coding region runs from base 104 to 673 and encodes 189 amino acids.